Rubroshorea leprosula is the source of this 721-nucleotide messenger RNA. NCBI's taxonomy places the organism in Eukaryota, Viridiplantae, Streptophyta, Magnoliopsida, Malvales, Dipterocarpaceae. The record is from the annotation of a GenBank genome assembly.
UUUGCAGUUAUUUAUUCUUUUCAGCGCUGUAUGUUGACAUUUUUACUGUAACAGAUGAACAAAGAUAAAUCUAAAAGUUCUGGAAAAAUCACAACCAACAAAGAGAAUGGUCGGGUGGGUGAGUUGUUCCCUGAGACAUCCCUUGAAGAAUAUGCCAAGCAAAGUGUAAAGGAACACCAUGUCAAUCAUGAUGAUCACAAUGAUGAUCAUCAUGAGAGCAGUAACCCUGAUAACAAUAUUAUGAUAGUGAAGUUAGUUAUAAUGAAGAUGUCGAGGAUGGUGAAGAAGAUGAAGAUGAAGAUGAAGAAAUUUUGAACUAAGAUGGAAUAUAAUAUCAUAUUCUAGGAAAUGAUAAGAGUCUCUUUGUUGCGGGCAAUGAAGAUGAUGAUCCCUUCAGUUCAGUCCAAGUCUAAUGCAAUGAACUUUACAGAAAAAGUAUGUUGCUUCACCUCGUCAUUUAUACUUUGAUGAAGAAACCUUGGGGAAGACACCAUCACAAUCCCCUUUUGCCAAGUUUUCUUUUCUGGAUCUACUUGUUAACCGCCCUCUCUAACAUAAAUCAAGUACGUCCAGUUCAUGUGAUUCACCUCUUUUGUUCCAAGAAGUUUCAAUUCACUUACUUCUGUUGAUUUUUUUUUCUUCGGAAAAAAAGGGCCUUCUGUAACCUUGCUGCAGACAGUUUUCUCUUUUGGUAUUUCCUGAUUAAAUUCCUGUCCACUUG